UCCUCAAAAUCCGUCGCUUAAUCCUUUGAGCUCUCCGUUUAUAAUAACAAUAAGAAAAUAAUAAUCCUCUGUGAAACGCGGGUGGUCUUGUGAAGCAGGAAGCUCCGGAUAUUGUUUGUGGCAGUUGGAAGUUGGUGUGGUUUUAGCCAUCUUAUAAAAGAUUUUAUAAUCCAUUGGUACCAUCUUCUUGUUGUACUGUGAUUUGUGAAAAAGAAGGUUUUAGUUUCAAGGAUUCUAUCAGUUGAAUUUUUGACACCAGCAGUGUGCAAUUUCGAUUUGGGAACUGAUAGCUUCUCAGAGGAUCCAUCGUCUUCCAGACCGUCACGGGAGAUGGUCCAUAAGUUCUAGCACGAAUGAUAUUCUUGCCGGUUAGAGAAAUAGGUUGAAACUAGAGAAGAUGAUCCGUUAUGUGCUGCUGUUAACGUGUUUAUGUACAGUGCAUGGUGAAGUAGGAUACUUUUGGCAUCUUAGUGACAUGCACUAUGAUCCAAAGUACUCCCUUCAGGCAAAUGAUAACAGUUGUUGGAAAAUGCGAAACAAUAUGGACAGUGAGCACAUGCGGUUAUAUAAAAGAUUAGCUGGAACUUUUGGUAGCUAUGGUUGUGAUUCGCCCUGGGCAUUGAUAGAAUCUGCAGCGCAAGCUAUGCGAGAGAAGCACGGAAAAGGAAUCGAAUUUGUUCUGUGGACCGGAGACGCUUUAUCGCAUGCUGCCGGAAUGAGCCCAGAAUUGCGCCUGCAAUGUCUGAAGAAUUUGACGGAUCUUCUGUCUCACACCUUCAGUGAGCAAUUUGUGUUCCCAGUCCUAGGACACGAAGACAUUGGAUUGAAUUUCACCCUCCUUGCGAAUCUCUGGAAUCACUGGCUUCCAGAAGAGGCACUCGCCACAUUCAAAAAUACCGGAUUCUACACGAUCGAGCAACGAACGAAGAAUUACUGGAUCAUUUUUCUCAAUACGAAUUUAUGGUUGAAUGUCGGUUCCGUGAUCGAUAAUCGGGUGCCACAACGCUCCACCAACACCGCCACGGACAAUUCGAACGACCCUCUAGGUCAGUGGGCUUGGUUCCAAUCCGUUCUGGAUACUGCAAGAAGUAAAAAGGAAACCGUAUAUAUCGUUGGUCACACAGCGCCUGGAGUGGAUGAAAGAGAACACGGGGCCGGAGGUCUAAAGGAAAAACACAAUACGAGGUACCUUCAAUUGGUUCGCCAAUAUGCCGAUAUUAUUCGCGGACAGUUCUUCGGACAUUGGCAUUCUGACACAUUUCGAGUCGUCUACAGUGACAUAGGCUCACCCGUGUCCUGGAUUAUGAUGGCUCCGAGCAUCACCCCAUAUCAACAAGGUGGCCCGAAUAAUCCUGGUUUGAGGCUCUACGAGUUUGACAAAACAUCGGGCCAGGUUCUAGAUUACAAACAGUAUUACUUGAACUUACCUGAAGCCAACUCAUUCGGGCGUGCUAACUGGGUUAUGGAAUACUCAUUGCUCAAGCAUUAUGAGCUUAAGGAGAUAACCGCCCUGAGUCUUCACGAUUUGGCGGAUCGAUUUACGCAGUCCAAUGACAACGCAUUCGUCAGAUAUUACGCUGCGAACACAGUUUCCUUACCUCGAGAAGUGGAGGAAAUAUGGGGCUGCGGAGGAGCUUUGAAUGGAGCCUGUGCACUGCAACACUAUUGCUCGGUGACCCGUCUGGAUCCAGUUUCAUACAGCAAUUGCUUUCAAUCCUAUGCCUUCGCUCUUGCAUCAACAUCUUCUCCAUCCGCGCAGAUCGAUCUCGUCAUUCUCUAUCAACUCCUGGCUAUUCUCCUCACGAUUCUCCGAUGUCGGUAGGGAAAAAUAAACCAGAGGUCAAAAAUACAAAAUACUACAUUUUCAACUUUUCAUUUUACAUUUUAAACGAAAAAGACCUUUACAGCAGUCUGAAAAUUUUUCCACCAGGGCGGAUCCAAGCUUUUUAAAGUCAUUUAACUAGAGACUCGCUGUGCGAUACCUAUUGAAUAUUUUGUGUCGGGUUUACAAUUUAUUUACAAAAUAGCAACGUACUCGAAAUCGUCCAAUUUAUUCGACAAGUAUCGAAUUUGAAUGUCGGAUGUAUGAGCAAAUUCUUUGAAGAUGUGUUAUUAUUGCCUACUUUUUACAUGUAAAUCGGUAGAAAGCUAUUAACUUGAAUAUUGCGAUUUUUUGUACUAAUUUAUUCAGUAUAUAUGAUCUAAUAAUUGAUUUAAGCUUAAGGGUGGCGAUUUAUGAGAUGACUUCAAAUUUUGAGCCAUUUUCCAGUUUUUCCAGGU
Molecule: messenger RNA, 2280 nt
Organism: Belonocnema kinseyi
Lineage: Eukaryota; Metazoa; Arthropoda; Insecta; Hymenoptera; Cynipidae
Product: acid sphingomyelinase-like phosphodiesterase 3a
Exons: 10
Coding region: 398-1822 (474 amino acids)
Source: RefSeq, a predicted model, not a curated record